AUGGUGCCGUGGAAGUCCCCCCGGGCGCCGGCCAUGACCUGCGCGGUGAAAGCGCACCGAUACCGCGCCUGCACGGUGCGGUCGUCGGCGUUGUCGUCACCCGCUGCGUCCAGCAGGCGGACCAGAGACAGGUGGGACUCUACCUCUCCGGCCACGUACAGCAGCGCGGUCUUCACGCGGCCGGACCGGGACAUCGAGGAUCGCCCAAAAAAGCGGCGUAACCUCGGUCCUGACCUUCCGGUCCAGCACGCUGAGCACGUAGGCCCGGAGCACCUCGAGCAGCCCGCCGGCGCGCAGGACGGACAGCUUCCCGGCUACCAGGGACUUCCUGACUUCCUCGUCGCGCGCGGUUGGGAGCGGUCCCAAGGAGGCGGGGAAGCCGUCGAUGAUCGAGAUCAGCGAUCCCCAGGCGUCGUCUACCGCUGCAGUUGGCGACGACGCCGGAGGGUGCGGGCCGGCGACGACGUUGCACGGAGUGGCAUCGCCUCCUACUUCUGCUGCUUCUUCUUCUGCUGCUGCUGCUACUACUGCUGACGAGUGCGCCACUCCGGCGGAAGCCAUGAUUGCGCACACGCGUCAAUGCAAGGCUGCGCAAAAACACCCAUGCCGAUGAUAAGAGGGUCCACGCGGAUGAUAUUCUAUCCGAUAACUAAAACGAACCAAACGCCAUCUUUCAUUUUUUGGCGAUUAACCCGCACGGUACCCUAUGAGCCCGAGCUUGGCUCGGGUAUGGAGGUGUCCUACCCAACGCGAUUGACCCCGACGAUCACAUCAGGACUCUCGUUGUGGUGAUCGGCUCGUAUUAGAGUGCGCAAGUCUUGGCCCCAAACAACGUCCACCGAUGGGAGCACGAGUGAAUAUGUAGAUACACCCCCGAAAUUUCUCUUGAAGAUCCUUGUACAGCGUUAUCUAUCCGUACAGUGUCGUCGAGGAGUCGGCCAGCAAACUGCUCGAUCAAAUCGGACACAGGAAGGCAAAUCGCCCGCGGUUUAACGCAAGACGGGUUCAUAAUCAGGUUUAUCUCGAGCACACUUUGGAAUCUCUCGGGGGACUGUCCUGUCGCCCGCGGACGCCGAAAAAAAAGGGAGAAACCAGAUCAACGCGUCAGCAACACCGCCUCGACGGCGAGAAGGGCGGCAGGACAACAACCGCCGCCAGCAGCAGAAAUGCCGGGGGGGCAUACAGCAUUGGCACCAGAACCUAUUCCGCUUGGAGGGGCAACAGCAGUGAGAAAAACACUUGACAAUAAUGUGCACCGGAAGGAGGACCAUGAACACCCAGCACCACCUUCAUGGACACCUCGCUUCGGAGAUGGGAACACGGAGCCUGGCGGCCACCUGGAAUGCUGUUGCCCUGGGGUGCGCAUCUCCUAUUGCAAGCUUUCUCAGGUGGUCUUGGCAACCCUUGUGGCGGUAUUUAUCGGAGUCACGCUAGCGUCUGCGAUAUUCUGACUGCCUAUGCUAUCGCGUGCUAGAGCGGGUGGCAAACCUAUUAGUGCAGUGUUGCUUGCGAUUUUACCGUCAUACAGUGCGGCGGAAAUGGUCCAGCCAAGAGGUCACGGGUUUACUGGGGAUUCGCCACCGUUCAUCAAGCACGUCUCCCUUACGGGUGUUGCUGUUUUCACUUGAAAUCGUCCGGUGCAUGGGAGCUCCGGUGCACACUGCAGAAGCAGCAGCUUGUGCGUUGUGAGAACGCAGGCUUCAUAGGACUACUACAUUGCGGGUGCACAUGCCGUACAUGCGUGCAUGCCCACCCCAGUGAUGACAAAGCGGGGGUUGGCCUCCCAAGCGAUCAGAAUAGAACGAAGUGGAGAGCUGUGAUCACAG
Ectocarpus sp. CCAP 1310/34 is the source of this 1826-nucleotide messenger RNA. The record is from the annotation of a GenBank genome assembly. Lineage: Eukaryota; Phaeophyceae; Ectocarpales; Ectocarpaceae.